UUAAUUUUAAUUUAGGUUUUGCUUAUGAGUGUGUUUACUUCCUGAAAAUUUUUUGAGUUGUACACUCAUGAUUUAUGCCCUUUUCUAAUAUGUAAUAUUUUAAAAUAAAAAUAACCUUAAUAGUGUAAACUUUUGUAAACAUCCAUUAUUGCUUAUUUCAUGAAUAUAAUCAAAUAAGAAUCACACAAAAGAAAGUUUCUUCAAGUACUCAAAAGAUAUUUUAUGAGGAAUACUAGUGUUGUAGUUUGUUCUGAAUAGUAUUCUUUCGCUGGAAGUUAACUUAGCACAUGUUUAUUUAGAACUUACAAUAACUGAGAAGUGGAGAUACAACUGGGAACACUUCUGUGACUUUCUAACUUGGAAAGAGACGGCAAAUACUAUAUGCAAUAGUAAAUAAGGACGCCUGGUGGUGCUGCAGGCUAGGAGUAGGAAUGAAUGGCUCUGUGGAUACCCGGGAAGCCAUUAAGCUGGGAAUCAGAACUCUGAAUGCUUUCUAAAAGAAGGAAGCAUUUUACAUAAGAUCUAGAGGCAGAGAUCUCCAGAGAAGGGCAUCGUUCUACUGCAGGUCAGUCAGAAAGAUCUAAUUCGAGUUUAUUUAGCCAAAUCAUCUGGGUUGAUUGCAUACGGAAUUGAAGAAACUGCAAGUUCUUGAACCGGGUCUGAACAAUGGAGACUGCACCAGCAAAAACGCUACAGAAAAGGCAAGUUAUCUUUCUUGCUAUAUUAUUGCUUUUGUGGGAGGCUGGCUCUGAAGCAGUUAGGUAUUCCAUGCCAGAAGAAACUGAAAGUGGGUCUUUUGUGGCCACCCUGGCAAAAGACCUGGGGCUCAGGGUGGGGGAACUGGCCACUCGGGGCGCGCGAAUCCAUUACAAAGGAAAUAAACAGCUCUUGCAGCUGGAUGUAACGACCGGGAAUUUGCUUCUAUAUGAAAAACUAGACCGGGAGGUGCUGUGUGGGGCGACAGAUCCCUGCAUACUGCAUUUCCAACUAUUACUGGAAAACCCGGUGCAGUUUUUUCAAGCUGAUCUGCAGCUCACAGAUAUAAAUGACCAUUCCCCAGAGUUCCUCGAGAGGGAAAUGCUCCUAAAAAUCCCAGAAAACGUCCAGACAGGGACUGUGUUUCCUUUGAAAAUAGCUCAGGACUCUGACAUAGGUAGCAACACUAUUCAGAAUUACACAAUCAGCCCCAACUCCCAUUUUCAUGUUGUCACUCAUAAUCGCGGAGAUGGCAGAAAAUACCCAGAGCUGGUGCUGGACAAACCGCUGGAUCGGGAGGAAGGGCCUGAGCUCAUUUUAACCCUCACGGCGCUGGAUAGUGGGGCUCCGCCCAGGUCCGGGACCACUGCAGUCCGCAUUGAAGUCGUGGACAUCAAUGACAACGCCCCUGAGUUUUUACAGUCGGUCUAUGAGGUACAGAUUCCGGAGAACAGCCCCCUAAACUCCUUAGUUGUCGCUGUCUCCGCCCGAGAUUUAGAUGCAGGAACGAAUGGGAAUGUAGCCUACGCUCUAUUCCAAGGUGAUGAAGCUACUCAACCAUUUGUAAUAGACGAAAUAACAGGAGAAAUUCGUCUGAAAAGGGCAUUGGAUUUCGAGGCAACUCGAUAUUAUAACGUGGAGAUUGCAGCCACAGAUGGCGGGGGCCUUUCAGGAAAAUGCACUGUAGUUAUAGAGGUGGUGGAUGUGAACGACAACGUCCCCGAACUGACCAUGUCGACGCUCACCAGCUCUACCCCAGAAAACUCCCCAGAGACUGUGGUGGCCGUUUUCAGUGUUUCUGAUCCAGAUUCCGGGGACAACGGUAGGAUGGUUUGCUCCAUCCAGAAUGAUCUCCCCUUUCUUUUGAAACCCACAUUCAAAAACUUUUACACCCUAGUGACCGAGAGGCCACUGGACAGAGAAAGCAGAGCGGAAUACAACGUCACCAUCACCGUCACAGAUAUGGGGACACCGAGACUGAAAACCCAGCACAACAUAACCGUGCUGGUGUCCGACGUCAACGACAACGCCCCCGCCUUCACCCAGACCUCCUACACCCUGUCCGUCCGCGAGAACAACAGCCCCGCCCUGCACAUCGGCAGCGUCCGCGCCACAGACAGAGACGCGGGCGCCAACGCCCAGGUCACCUACUCGCUGCUGCCGCCCCUCGACGCGCACGUGCCCCUGGCCUCCCUGGUGUCCAUCAACCCGGACAACGGCCACCUGUUCGCCCUGAGGUCCCUGGACUACGAGGCCCUGCGGGCAUUCGAGUUCCGCGUGAGCGCCGCCGACCGCGGCUCGCCCGCGCUCAGCAGCCAGGCGCUGGUGCGCGUGCUCGUGGCGGACGACAACGACAACGCGCCCUUCGUGCUGUACCCGCUGCAGAACGCCUCGGCGCCCUGCACCGAGCUGGUGCCCAGGGCGGCCGAGGCGGGCUACCUGGUGACCAAGGUGGUGGCGGUGGACGGCGACUCGGGCCAGAACGCCUGGCUGUCGUACCAGCUGCUCAAGGCCACGGAGCCCGGCCUGUUCGGCGUGUGGGCGCACAACGGCGAGGUGCGCACGGCCCGGCUGCUGAGCGAGCGCGACGCGGCCAAGCACAGGCUGCUGGUGCUGGUCAAGGACAACGGCGAGCCGCCGCUCUCGGCCAGCGUCACGCUGCACGUGCUGCUGGUGGACGGCUUCUCGCAGCCCUACCUGCCGGCCUCUGAAGCGGAAGCGGCGGACGCGGCCCCGGCCGCCCCGCUCACCGUCUACUUAGUGGUGGCCUUGGCGUCGGUGUCGUCGCUCUUCGUCUUCUCGGUGCUGGUGUUCGUCGCGGUGCGGCUGUGCAGGAGGGGCGGGGCGGCCUCGGUGGGUCGCUGCUCGGUGCCCGAGGGCCACUUUCCGGGCCACCUGGUGGACGUCAGCGGCACGGGGACCCUGUCCCAGAGCUACCAGUACGAGGUGUGUCUGACGGGAGGCUCCGGGUUAAAUGAGUUUAAAUUCUUGAAGCCGAUUCUCCCCAACCUCCCGACCCAGGGCGCUGGUGAAGAAAUAGAGGAAAACGCCAACUUCCGGAAUAGCUCUGGAUUCAGUUAGGGAUCUCAUCAUGAUGCAAGGUAUUUGUCAUUUAUCUCUAAUUUCCCCAGAUACCGAAUUUGAGGGCGUCAUGGAGAAAAAUUCCAUCUUCCGAUAUAGCCUUGAUUUCCUUUUUGUAAUGAAUUAGUCCAUUUAACUUUCCCUUGUCCAAUUUUUGAAAACUAAAUUCUGUUGUCAUUGCAUUUAUUUAUAGUGUGCCAUUCCAAAUCCUUGCAUGCUGUUGAUUUUCCUGAAAUUUUUGCUCCUUCCGUUGGUACUUGUUGCAAUGAACUGUCUUAAUAAAAUAUUGUUUUCUCUAUAUUCAUUCUGUUUCAUCACGCUCUAAGUUAUUUGAUGCUAAAUAGCAAAAAUUUAAAAUGUUUAAAUAUUCAUUUUGUUUGCAAAGGAAUACAUUCAUAUAACAAAUAUAAUACGUGAGAAAGCAUGAUGAAAACCAACACUUCUAUUUACACUUCUUUCCUAGCUCUCAUCCUACUGGCAAAUAAUUCUUUAAAUGAAUAUUUUAUUUCAAUUAUAACAUACAUACAGAAAAGUGAAAAAUCCUUAACACAGCUCACUGUAUUUUCAGAAAGUGAACAUACUUGGUAUCAGCAUCUUGAAGAAACGAAGCAUUACUAGCAUCCCAGGUGCCACACAAAUUACCCCUUAAAAUCACUACCAGCUCAAGUAUAACAAAUAUCUCAACUUCCAAUACUAUAGUUCAGUUUUGCCUGUUUUGAAUUUAUAUAAAUGGAAUAGUAGAGUGUGAACUGUUUUGCAUCUGGCUUCUCAACAAUAUGUUUAUGACAUUUAUCCGUGAUACUGCUUUUAAUUUUAGUUCUUCAUUCUUGUUGCUGUAUAGUAUUCCACUGUAUGAAUAUGUCACAAUUUAUAACCCAUCUUACUGUAUGUGGAUAUUGGGGUUGGUGCAACGUUUGGCUGUUUGAAUAAUGCUACUAUAAACAUUCUCUUACAUGUCCUUCAACAAACAUGUAUAUGCAUUUCUGUUGGGUAUAUACCUAAGGGUGGAAUUGCUACUCAUUUAGUAAGUGCAUGUCCACUUUUAGUAGAUAUUUCCAAAUCGUUUUCCAAAGUGGUUGUCCCAGUUUACAUUGCUUUCAACAGUGUCUGGAUAUACCAGUUCCUCAGCAUUCCUGCCAACACCUGGUAUUAUCUGUUUUUCAUUUUAUCCCUUUGGAAAGCACUUUUAAACCUUCAUUUUCUAACUUUUUAAACACUUUCUUAUCACUAAAGAAUAUGUUUGUAACUUUUUCGUAAACUUUAAACAAUUAAUUUCAUGCUAUUGUUGUUUGGUAUCUGGUACUUAAAAUUUCUCUCAUACAUCCUUCACAUAUAGCUGUCUCACUAUUUUCUAUUACUUCUCUGCUCAAACUGAAAGCUCCAUUUAUUGUUCCACUAACAACAGUUUCUUUUGAUUUUCUUGGAUGAAAGAAACUAAUAGAAUUCUUAUUUUUCCUGUUACUUGUUUUUCCCUUAUACUUUCAAACCUCUCAAAAAUGCGCUUUUACUUUUAUAUAGUUAGGGUUAAUGACCCAUUCUACAACUGUAGCUAAGAAUUCCUUGUUUGUCUAUAGAUGUUUUAAAACCUGAAAAGCAAUGUUAAAAUUUUACUUUUAAUGACCAUAUAAAUUAUGAAUGCCCUGCAGGUAAAGAUCACCAGGAACACAUUAUAUCAGAACAUUAUAGUCAGUAAAGGUGGGUUUACUGACUUAUAAUGAGGGAGACUGCACACCAUGGGGAACCAUGGGUCAACUAAGUAACAGUGCCCUACAAAGGAGUUAGAGGAUUUGGGCUUAUGUUAGGUGAUUGCGGUAGGGUUCAAGAAAGUCUCCUUCUUUCCUUCUUCUUUUUUUUUUAAUUCCUUCUCUUUGCUACAGUAUAUCCUCUAGUGGCUUCUUAAGAGAGAGUGCACAAAAAUAAACUUUCUCUGUCUCUGCAUAUCUGAAAAUGCAUUUAGUUUUCACUUCCACUUCAUAAAUGUCUUACGUGUUACUUAUGUCAUUCAAUGUUUUAUACAUUCUAACGAUUCGUGCCUUUUCAUAUCUGGGAUUUUUUCAUCUCUAGUAUUAUUUCCUUAAUAAUUGUAUUCCUAACUUUAGCUUGUUAUGUUUGUCUGAGACUUGUACUUGUUGGAUAUUAAACAUGUUAAAUUGUUUCUCUAUCUUUCUUAUAUUUCUCUUUUACAUCUUUGGUUUUUCCUCUAUAUCCUAACUUAGAGUUAGUCCCUCACUUUAUUUUGAGUAUUUUUAUUGAAUUUUUAAUUUUAGUGGCAUAUUUAAAUCCCGAAGAGUUUUCUUAUUAUCUGAUUGUGUCUUUUCCAUAGUAGCACUUGGGAUUUUCAAAGUUCACUUUAUUUCCUGAAUGAUCUGUUUCCUGGAGGUUGCAUUUUUCUUUUUGUGUUUCUGUGUCAUUUGUGGUUUUCAUAUGUCUGGUGAUAGAUUAUCUGUUCAUAUGUAAGAAAAAGAAACUGAGUAGCUGGUGUGUAGCAAUUGCUGUUUUCUCUUCUCUGCUUUGUUUUUAUUCAAGAUUUUUUUUGAUGUGGACCAUUUUUAAGUUCUUUAUUGAAUUUGUUACAGUAUUGCUUCUGUUUUAUGUUUUGGUUUCUCAGCUGUGAGGCAUGUGGGUUCUUAGCUCCCUGACCAGGGAUCAAACCUGCAUCCCCUGCAUUGGAAGGUAAAGUGUUAACCACUGGACUACCAGGGAAGUCCCAAGUCUUGUCUGCUUUUGUGUGAUAAGGUGGUCUUCACCCAAGUUUCUGUCCUGAGUGGAAAUUUUGACAUGGUACUCCAUGUGAGGUAGUGCAGAGCCAGGUUUAUAAAAUAUCAGACUUUACUUUAAGGGGCAUUGUGAUGAAUGGGCAAAGAACUCUUUUCAGGAUGUGGCCCGGCAAGUGUCAGGAAUAAAUAUCCUAGUGUUCUCCAAAAAAUUUUCUUUUAUUUCUUUAGAAAUGAGCCUUAAUGUUUUUGAAGGAAGGUUUGGAGGGAAACUAAUAAUUAUUAAAAUUAUAUGUUACAUACAAUGUAUUAUUAUUAUUACUAUUAUACAAUUUCUACGCACCUUACUGUUUUCUAAAUUCUUUACACAUAUCUCAUUUAAUCCUCAAAAUAAUGGUACAAUUGGUAUGCCAAUUUUAGAGAUGAACAAACUGGACAUACAGAAUUAAAGUAACUUGCCCAAGGCUACCUAGCUAGUAAGUGGUGGAAUCAGGAUUUGAGUCCAGGCAGCCUGACCCUAAAGACAUUACUUUUUUGUUUUUAUUUUUUUCUAUUUUGAAAUCUAUUAAACAUUCCAAAAAGUGUAUACAAUGUAUAUGUGCAGUUUAAAAUAAAAAUAAUAAAAUGUUCAUCACCCAGCUUAAGAAUUAGAACAAUACCAAGACCUUGGAAAUCCCUGUGUGCCUCCAUGAUAACAUCUUCCACCCUCAUUAUAAUCAACCACUAUCCUGAAUUUUUAAUUAAUUACUUGUUAUUCUUUGUAAUUAUAUCAGAUAUGCAUAUAUAGCUAAAUAAUACAUUGUUUGAUUUUUGUCUGUCUUUGAAAUUUAUAUAAAUGGAUUCAUGUAGUAUGGAUCAUCUGUGGGCUUGCUUUUUUCAAUCAUUAUGGUAUUGAAUUCAUCCAUGUUAAUGCAGUUCAUUCAUUUACACCACUCUACAGUAUUCCACUAUAUAAAUACACCUUCACCUUUAAAUUCAUUUUAAUGUUGAUUGACUUUUGGGUUGCUCCAAGAGUUUUGUUACCAUAAUAAUACCGCUAUAAGCAUUCUUGAAUACAUCUCCUCAUGCACUUGAGCAAGAGUUCCUUUUGGGUACAGGCACAUCUAGGAAGGUACUACCUGGGUCAUAACAACAACUAGAAAGAUAUCGAAGUGAAUAAAAUAGACUAUUAAAAGAUGCCAACACCAAGAUGAAAGAGAUGUUGGAAAUAUCUGAGAAUGAUUUUUAAGUGGACUGAAAAAUGCCUCAAUGAGCAAUUACAAACAUGCUUGAAACAAAAGAAAAAAUAUUCUCAGAAAAGAAAUGUAAAGUGGCAGCAAGGAAAUAAAGAAAUAUAAAGGAAUACCAAUGGAAUUUUUACAAAUUAAAAAUACAAUCAUUGAAAUGAAAAACAGUAGAUGAGCUCAACAACAGGAAGACAAAGAGUCAGGGAACUAGAAGAUAGAACAAUAGCAAUUAUGUACCCAAUUUGAGCAAAAGAGAGAAAACAGAGUGUAAAAAUUAACAGAGCCUCAGGGACCUGUUGGACAAUACCAAGAGAUCUAAUAUUUGUGUCACUGGAAUUCCAGAAGGAGAAGAGAAGACUUUCCAAAUGUGGCAAAAGAUAGAGACCCAGAGAUUCAAGAAGUCAAACAAAUCCAAAGCAAGAUAAACAAACAAACAAAAAAUUUAUACCAAAAGACACAGUCAAAUUUCUGAAAACUAAAAAGAAGGAAAAGAUCUUAAAAGCAGCAAGAAAGAAAUGACACAUUACCCAUAGGGCAAUAACUAUCUGAAUGAGAGUAGAUUUCUCAUCAGAAACCAUGGAUGUCAGAAGAAAAUGGUGUAUUUUCCAAGUGGUGAAAGAAAAGAAAAAUUAACCCAGAAUUCUAUGUCCAGUGAAAAUAUCCUCCUGGAAGAAACUGGUUGCCAGUAGGCCUACCCUAAAAAAAAAAAUUAAAAAAAAAAGGCUAAAGGGAGUUCUCCAAACAGAAAGGAAUCAAUAAAAAAAGGAAUCUUGGAACAUCAGGACAGAAGGAAGAACACAGUAAACAAAAAUAUGGGUAAACACAAUAGACUUUCCUUCUCCUUUUUAGAAUUUAGUUUUCUAAAUUAUGUUUCACGGUUGAAUCCAAAAUUAUAAUACUGUCUGAUAUAGUUCAAAAUGUAUGUAGAGGAAAUAUUUAAGACAAUUAUAAAUGGGGGAGAGUAAAGGGAGGAAGGUUUUCAACCCUUCUCUUGAACUGGUAAAAUGACAACCAGUAAACUGUGAUAAGUUAUGUGUGGGCCAACCACUAUAAAAGCUAUACAAAGUGAUACACUAAAACCCACUAUAGAGAAAUCAAAGUAGAAUUCUAAAAAACAUUCUAAUAACCCACAAGAAGACAGGAAAAAGAAAAUGGAGAAAGAAAAGAUAGACAAAUAAAAAAUAAAAUGGCAGACUUAAGCUUUAACAUAUCAGUAAUUAUAUUAAAUGUAAGUGGUCUGAACACACCAAUUAAAACAGAGAUGGGCAGAAUGGGUUUUUAAAAAUGACCAACCAUAUGCUGUCUAUAGGAAACUUCACUUCAAAUAUAAUGAUACAGGGGCUUCCCUGGUGGCACAGUGGUUAAGAAUCCUCCUGCCAGUGCAGGGGACACAGCGUCGAGCCCUGGUCUGGGAAGAUCCCACAGGCUGUGGAGCAACUAAGCCCGUGAACCACAACUAUUGAACCUGCGCUCUAGAGCCCAUGAGCCACAACUACUAAAGCCUGCUCACCUAGAGCCCAUGCUCUGCAACAAGAGAAGCCACUGCAGUGAGAAGCCCACACACCACAACAAAGAGUAGCCCCCACUUGCCGCAACUAGAGAAAACCCAUGCGCAGCAAUGAAGACCCAAUGCAGCCAAAAAUUAAUUAAUUAAUUAAUUAGAAAAUAUAUAUAAUGAUACAGGCAGAUUGAAAAUAAAAAGAUAGAAAAAUAUAUUAUGCAAAGAAAAUGACAUUGGAGAUAUAGUAGGACAUUAUAUAAUGAUAAAAGAAGACAUAGAAAGCCUAAAUAUGUACACACCAAACAACAGAGUUGAAAAAUAUGUGAAGCAAAACCUGAUAGAACUGAAAGGAGAAAUAGAUCCACAAUUAAAGUUGGAGACUUAAACACCCUCUCUCAACCCUAUCUCAACUGACAGAACAACUAGGCAGAAAAUCAGCGAGAGUACAGAAAACUCAAUACCAUCAACCAACAUAUUUAUAGAACACCCACCCAAGAACUCCAGAAUACACAUCCUUUUCAAAUGCUCAGAGAACAUAUACAAGACAGACCAUUUAAACAAGUCCAUAAUAUAAACUUCAACCAAUUUUUAAAAAUUGAAAUCAUACAGCAUGGGUUCUCCAACCACAAUGGAAUCAAACUAAAAAUCAACAGAAAAAUAACAGGAAAAUCUUCAAACACUUGGAAACUAAACAACACACUUCUAACUAAUCCAUGGGUCAAACACAAAGUCUCAAGGGAAAAUUUUCAAAUAUAUUGAAGUGAAUGAUCUUCCCCAACCAUUUCAGAUUUCAAAUGUGUUUAGCAUCAAACUGUUUAUAUUUUAAAACUUUUCUGCUGCAUAUAUCACAUCAGUUGAAAGGUUUUCGUAAGUUAUUGGCUUAUAUAUCAUUUCUGUCUUUUCCCUGAAUAAUUGUGUUUUUCCUUGCACAUAACUAAAUUCAGAAAGAUUUCCAAGAGGUUCAAUCCAUCCUUGAAGUUUAGUCUUUAUCUUUCAUUUUUAAUAACUUGAAGAUUUUUUAAAUGUUAUAAUGGAAUGAAAGGAAAACAAACACACGUGGCAUAUAAAUGGAAAUCAGCUUGAUCAGCUAUGCAACAGUUAUAAGUUAACUAAAUAAAAUUAAGUUUAACACACUUUACAAUGUUUCAUCAGUUAAAGUACUAUUUCAACUCACCGGUAAUAAUACAACUAAAUUAAUCUUGAAAUGGUCACUUCAAAUUAGCAUACAUAAGCAAGAAAGAGCAUGGGACACGGUGAUUUUUUACAUUGUUUACCUUUCUGUGUUGUGUCCAGAGGAGACCGAUAUUUUGCCACCUAAUUAUUAAAAUUAACCUGGAAAAUAUAAUUAAGACAGUUCCCAGUGAAUCAUGGAAACGUUCAUUAUCUUUAACACUGAUGGAUCCAUUUGUUAAAAAUGAUACAGUUAAGAUUGGUGCAUUUCAAUUUGUGUAAACAUUAUCUUAAGAAAAGAACUAUACAGUACUGGCACAAAAACAGAAAUAUAGAUCAAUGGAACAGGAUAGAAAACCCAGAGAUAAACCCAUGCACAUAUGGUCACCUUAUCUUUGAUAAAGGAGGCAAGAAUAUACAGUGGAGAAAAGACAGCCUCUUCAAUAAGUGGUGCUGGGGAAACUGGACAGCUACAUGUAAAAGAAUGAAAUUAGAACACUCCCUAACACCAUACACAAAAAUAAACUCAAAAUAGAUUGAAAACCUAAAUGUAAGGCCAGACACUAUAAAACUCUUAGAGGAAAACAUAGGCAGAACACUCUAUAACAUAAAUCACAGCAAGAUCCUUUUUGACCCACCUCCUAGAGAAAUGGAAAUAAAAACAAAAAUAAACAAAUGGGACCUAAUGAAAGUUAAAAGCUUUUGCACAGCAAAGAAAACCAUAAACAAGACGAAAAGACCCUCAGAAUGGGAGAAAAUAUUUGCAAAUGAAGCAACUGACAAAGGAUUAAUCUCCAAAAUUUACAAGCAGCUCAUGCAGCUCAAUAUGAAAAAAACAAAAAGCCCAAUCCGAAAUUGGGCAGAAGACCUAAACAGACAUUUCUCCAAAGAAGAUAUGCAGAUUGCCAACAAACACAUGAAAGAAUGCUCAACAUCAUUAAUCAUUAGAGAAAUGCAAAUCAAAACUACAAUGAGAUAUCAUCUCACACCGGUCAGAAUGGCCAUCAUCAAAAAAUCUACAAACAAUAAAUGCUGGAGAGGGUGUGGAGAAAAGGGAACACUCUUGCACUGCUGGUGGGAAUGUGAAUUGGUACAGCCAGUAUGGAGAACAGUAUGGAGGUUCCUUAAAAAACUAAAAAUAGAACUACCCUAUGACCCAGCAAUCCCACUACUGGGCAUAUACCCUGAGAAAACCACAAUUC
Messenger RNA from Orcinus orca (killer whale), 10870 nucleotides. Its product is annotated as protocadherin beta-5. Gene Ontology annotation, biological process: homophilic cell-cell adhesion. NCBI's taxonomy places the organism in Eukaryota, Metazoa, Chordata, Mammalia, Artiodactyla, Delphinidae. Bases 667 to 3057 code for a protein of 796 amino acids. Gene Ontology annotation, molecular function: calcium ion binding. Gene Ontology annotation, cellular component: plasma membrane. The transcript has a single exon. The record is from RefSeq and is a predicted model, not a curated record.